GAGAGAGGGAGAGAGGGAGAGAGGGAGAGAGAGAGGGAGAGAGAGAGAGAGAGAGAGAGAGAGAGAGAGAGAGAGAGAGAGAGAGAGAGAGAGAGAGAGAGAGAGAGAGAGAGAGAGAGAGAACGCGAGGCAUUCGUUUUUGUUUUGCAUACUUUUCCCCAUCUUGUGUGUGGUGUGUGCUUUGCGAGGUCCUCUGAGGCUGAGUACUAGUGCAGGGCUGCAUUUGCAUCUGAGGACGGCGACAAGGUAGGAGUGAGGCGGUGUUAUCCUACGCCAGCCUUCCUGCAUCUCCCUGGCGAAACAGAUGAUUCGACGAUUGUGGGAAACACCUGCGAUCAAGGAGGAACAGAUUGGAGGAGAGAGAGAGAGAGAGAGAGAGAGAGAGAGACCAGAGAGAGAAAGAGAGAGACAGAGAGAGAGAGAGAGACCAGAGAGAGAGAGACCAGAGAGAGAGAGAGAGACCAGAGAGAGAAAGAGAGAGACAGAGAAAGACAGAGAGAGAGAGAGAGAGAGCAGAGAGACCAGAGAGAGAGAGACCAGAGAGAGAGAGAGGGUUUCUGUGUUGAUGUCCAGUCUAGGGGACUACAGGCUACUUAACUUGGCUGGGGCUGCAGAGCUCUGCACUAUGUAAUUGCAGGCAGCUGGUGGGUUGAAAGAAUGUUUGCAUUUCUGUAGAGUACAUCGCCGCGCCGUCGCAGCCCGGAGAGGGACCAGGGCGGUCUCAAAGGGGAUUCAGCUGAAAUGACAGAAGAGUGACAGUCCUCCACUCGCCGUUUCGAGGGCUGCUCAGAGUAAGAGUCGGGACACGUUAGGAAGCGUGUGAGGAGGCAAAAAGCAGAGCAAGAAAGACUUCCUGGAGUCCUCUUAAGUGUGCCCUGGAGUCUCGGAGGCGUGUGCGUGUGGGUGUUUGUGUUUGGCGGGGUAGGGGCCGGGGUGGGGGGGUGAUUCACCGACCUCAGCCUCCCAGUAAAUUACAACCGGCAGCCUUCACUCAUCCUCCAGCGAAGCCACCUGGAGCAGGAGCAGCUGUCCUAACCCCAACCCGGAGGAAGGACGACGCAGGGGGAGCGGGGAGGGCGUCUUUUUACUGGAGCCAAGCCUCUCAUUACGGCGAGGUUGUUAAUCGCUGCUGCACGCACGGGGCGGCGCGGCUCAGAGUGUCGCCGGCGCGCUGAGUGGAGGGAGGUGCUUCUGGUGCCGGAGAUCAGGGGGCAUGUUCGCCAGGUUCCGGCUCCGCCUCAACUCGGUCUCUGAUGGGUCGGACAUGGCCGACGGGAGCCCGGUGGAACACGCUUGGGCCGAACCAAAAGAGCCCGAACCUGAGCCAGACGACCUGGACUGGGAUAGCUACAGCGCCACGCUGGACCACAGACUAGAGGCUGAGCAGCAGAGUGCCCAGGCGUCGGAGCAGCGCUGUGUCCAGUUGGAGCAGGUGCGCGCCGGGCUGGAGGAGCAGCUAGAGGAGGAGAUGGCUUGUUCGGGGCAGCUGGCCAUGCAGCGCGACCGGCUGCAGGCCGAGUGCAACAGCCUCCGGCUGGACAUGGACGAGCUGGAGGCCGCCCUGACCUCCGCCGAGCAGGAGAAACAGGGUUCUAACCGGGAGGUGAGGCGGCUUCUUGAGGUGCUGUCUCUGAAGGAAGAUGCGGUGGAGAAGCUCCAGAGGGAGAAGGAACACCUGGCCGAGCUCAGCCAGGUGAGGCCUUAAUUAACUUGCAUUGCCCUCAUAAAGGUAAGGAUCUCAACAG
This is a messenger RNA of Gadus macrocephalus (Pacific cod), 1745 nucleotides long. Its product is annotated as myosin-6-like. Lineage: Eukaryota; Metazoa; Chordata; Actinopteri; Gadiformes; Gadidae. The transcript has 3 exons. The coding region runs from base 1214 to 1705 and encodes 163 amino acids. The record is from RefSeq and is a predicted model, not a curated record.